UUGACAGCACAGCAGAGGACGGCAUGGCUGGGAAAUACCGGGAUAUUCUCAAGGAAAUUCAGGAUGAGCAUCGUGAGUUCAUGAGAGCACGAACACCACCUGUCCACCGAGAGUUACUAGAAGCCGUCAAGAAGCGUAAUGCUGUCAAAGUGGAGCGUCUUUUGACACGAGGAGUAGAUAUUCAUAUGAAAGAUCCCUCCGGCAACCCCUUACUCAAUGUUGUGUCGCAGACUCAUUCAUCAGGAGAUGGUACUGAUGCUGUUAAAAUUAUGAAGAUGCUGCUAUAUUUUGGCGCUGACCCAGAUGAAUGUGACAUAUUUGGGAGGACUGCACUGCAUUUGGCUGCAGCUAAGAAUUCUAAGCUGGUGCAGGCACUGCUUGAGGCAGGGUGCUCAACGAACAGACAGGAUAAUGCAGGUCGUACACCGCUUAUGGAGGCAUGUGCAUCCAACGCUCCUGAUGCUUUCGUCACGGUAACCAUGUUGAUGGAUUGGAAUGGUUAUGUUGCCUUACAGGAUGAAGAAGGGGCAACAGCUCUUCACUGCGUUUGUAUGAACAGGAAACAGAAUCGCUUUGUGAGGAAUGAGAUCGUCAUGAAGUUGUUGUUGGCUGGACUGUCCGCAGGUGUCUGUGAUAAAGCGGCUAAAAUGGCAUUAUGUUACGAACUGGACCAGUUCGUGAACGGCCCUCAAGACAUGCAAUUUAACGAAGCCAGUUUUAGAGUAGCUCAAACGUUGUUGCACGCCGGCGCCAGGUUUAAUCCUCGUUUGAAGCAACACCAACGCUGGAUCAAAAUGGUGGCCAAUUUUUCCUCGGUGGACCUCUUGCGCCAUCUUCUUCGAAUCGCCGAGCCAACUCUACCCUUAUCCACACUGAAAACACUUCCGAACUUGACUAAGUCUGUGGAGGACGAAAAUGGACUCUUCCAGAAACAUCUGAGAACGUUAUCACGUCACGUACGAUCCCUCCAGGAGUUGAGUCGACUAGUCAUUAGGGAAAUGUUGAAGGGUAAAGUGUUACCAUCUGUGCCGCUACUACCACUGCCUCCAAAACUGCAGAGUUAUUUAACUUUGGAAGAUUGACCAAUAUAUUAUCGGUCAUACCCGGUAUUUAGGUUGAUUUUACGUGUAAAAUAUGUAUUAAUUACGUUUUUACAAUUGCAAACAUGGACCAGCCAAGUCGUUUUUGAAUACUAGUCGAAGAUUGCUCUGACGUUGGGUUUGGAAAAAACAUUUUCGGCCGAAGAUGGCCCCAGACCAACGUGUGAACGCGCUCACUUUAAAAACCUGAUGCAGUUG
Liolophura sinensis is the source of this 1298-nucleotide messenger RNA. Its product is annotated as ankyrin repeat and SOCS box protein 10-like. The record is from RefSeq and is a predicted model, not a curated record. The transcript is spliced from 6 exons. Bases 24 to 1082 code for a protein of 352 amino acids. Gene Ontology annotation, molecular function: protein binding. Lineage: Eukaryota; Metazoa; Mollusca; Polyplacophora; Chitonida; Chitonidae. Gene Ontology annotation, biological process: intracellular signal transduction.